Messenger RNA from Vicia villosa (hairy vetch), 831 nucleotides. RefSeq lists its product as uncharacterized. The transcript has 2 exons. Lineage: Eukaryota; Viridiplantae; Streptophyta; Magnoliopsida; Fabales; Fabaceae. The coding region runs from base 1 to 831 and encodes 276 amino acids. The record is from RefSeq and is a predicted model, not a curated record.
AUGGAAUCUUUUUUGAAGAUGAUUUUGAAGUUUCUUGUGUUUGUAUUUGCUUUAACGAGUACUAUUGCUGUAAGUGUAUCGAACAUAGGCAUUCAAAAUGUGCCAUGCUUGCCAUGCAUAGAUCCGACAUCUAAAUCAUGCUGCAAAGGUCCUCCUUCUUCUCCUCUUAAGAGUACUAUUGCUGGAAGUGUAUCGAACAUAGGCAUUCAAAAUGUGCCAUGCUUGCCAUGCAUAGAUCCUACAUCUAAUACAUGCUGCAAAGGUCCUCCUUCUUCUCCUCUUAAGAAUACUAUUGCUGGAGGUGUAUCAAACACAGGAGACGUGUGGGAUUAUUUCAGCGCAAAUUCUGUUGAUAAGUUGGAAAUCCACGAUGUAACAUUGGUUGACAUCCUCACCCCAGAAUUUCUCAGUUCACUGCAAACAUCAGGAUUACCUAACCAUCAUAUAAAACUAAAGGUUGGAACACCAAUUAUGCUCAUGAGAAACAUCAACCAGUCUGAAGGCUUAUGUAAUGGAACAAGGUUGAUAAUAACAAAGUUGGGAACCCAUGUUAUUGAAGCUUCAAUAAUUGCUGGAAAGGGGUCAGGAAACCGCGUUUACAUCCCACGAAUGGAUAUGUCACCGUCACAAUCCCCAUGGCCGUUCAAGCUGAAUAGAAGACAGUUUCCCAUUAUAGUCUCAUAUGCUAUGACAAUUAACAAAUUUCAGUGGCAAUCUUUGGAUAAUGUGGGUCUACACUUGCCAAGGGAUGUUUUUACACAUGGACAAAUAUAUGUUGCACUAUCAAGAGUAACAACAAAACAGGGAAUCAAGAUAUUAAUUCAAUGCUAG